Phoenix dactylifera (date palm) is the source of this 3727-nucleotide messenger RNA. Its product is annotated as putative protein phosphatase 2C 23. NCBI's taxonomy places the organism in Eukaryota, Viridiplantae, Streptophyta, Magnoliopsida, Arecales, Arecaceae. Gene Ontology annotation, biological process: protein dephosphorylation. The record is from RefSeq and is a predicted model, not a curated record. Gene Ontology annotation, molecular function: protein serine/threonine phosphatase activity.
AUCACGAUGUGGUAUUUGCCAUUGGAGGCAAGAGCCAACGAAACUAUGUAUAUUGCAGCCUAUAACUAAUGCAUUUAUAUCAUCGAGAGUUGAUCCGCUGCAGUCAUUGUAAAUGCGCUUCCCCGUGUGACUCUCUGCAAUCUCCAAGGGAAUCCAUAAAUCCGGCGAAGAAAAUCCGGCAAAAAGUCAGAGAAGGUUGGUGAAAGGAGUUAAAGGGAAGCAGCACGGGCAACAUCAGCUGAUGACGCGAAAACAGAAGACCCCAUCUCGAACAUUCAGAUAACGACGCGUAAAAAACCUAUAUUCAACUAAGAACGUGUCAGGAAAUGAUUCGAUCCUUUGCAGCUGUACGUUCUAUAGAUUGCAGGGGCAUGCACCAGGGCGUAAAUCUCAUGCGCCCGGAACUUGGUAGGUUGGAAGCCCGUCCACGGCGCUGCCAUCAACCGCCACGUGUCGGUAGAAAUAAAUCCAACCGACCAAGCCCACGGCACUCAUUCCCGUGCCCCUCCCACGUUUGACUUCUUGUCCUCUCUUUUUUCCCUCAUUCAUUGCUCUCUUUCCAUAUCUCUAACUUAUCUUGAACUCAAACCCAAGACCUUGGUUCACCCCACCGCAUAUCGAGUCAACGCUCAAGACGUUCAUGUUUCCCGCAGUCCACACCACAGUAAAAGUCAACGCGCCUCCUCCCUCUCCCUUCUUCUCUCGCUCUCUCUGUUUCCAUCCCCGAUUAUCUUCCCCGAAUUUUCUGCCAUGCUCUUCCCAGUAUAGCGCACUCCCUCCCUUCCUUCCUAUCUCGACCGCUCAGAAACUCUUUACUCUCCUCUCUCUCUCUCUCGCCCACCAUGGGCAACGGCUCUGGGAAGCUGAUCCACUGCUUCUCCGGCGAAGCCCGCCGCCGCCAUGUCGCUGCCGCGGUCACGUCGGAACCCUACGACGAGGGCUUUGGGCACUCCUUCUGCUACAUCCGCCCCGACGCCCUUGUCGCCGCCUCCACGGCCUCCUCCAAGGUCCACCACUCCGAGGAGACCACCACCUUCCGGACAAUCUCCGGCGCCUCCGUCAGCGCGAACACCGCCACUUCUCUCUCCACCGCGGUUGCCGACCUCGCCUGCCCGCCGGCCGCCGCUGCCGCCUUCGACAGUUCCACCUCCUUCACCUCUGUUCCCCUCCAGCCCGUCCCCCGCUUCUCCUCCGGGCCCCUCUCAGGCUCCCUCGCCCCCCCCGACCGGGGAUUCCUCUCGGGACCCAUAGAGAGAGGGUUCAUGUCCGGCCCCCUCGACCACCGCGCCGCCCUUUUCUCCGGCCCCCUCGACCGCGCUCCCUCCGGCCGCGUCCCCUGGAGCCGCUCCCACAGCCUCGCCCUUCGCCGCCGCUCGCGCCGCACCGCCACCUCCCUCCUCCGCAGCCUCACCAAGGGCAUCGCACGCACCAUCUCCUCCGCGGCCCACGUCGGCCCCGUCAAGAGGCCCAAAGAGUCCAAUCCUGUCCCCGACAGCGGCAGGGGAGGCGACGGCUUUGCGCAUCCGACCUCCACCAGCGGCCGAAACAGCGUGGAGGGUGGCGAGGAUUCUGAUUUGUUCAGCGCCCAGGACAGCAGUCUCCAGUGGGCGCAGGGUAAAGCAGGGGAGGACCGAGUCCAUGUCGUCGUCUCGGAGGAGCAUGAGUGGGUCUUCGUCGGUAUCUACGAUGGCUUCAACGGCCCUGACGGCACCGAUUACCUCCUCUCCAAUCUUUAUUCUGCCGUGCAACGAGAGCUCAAGGGCCUCCUUUGGGAAGACAAACAUGAAGGCGCCUGCGAGACCUCCGACGAUCCAGUCACCGUCAUCAUCCCUGCCGCCGAGGGAUUCAAUCCAUCGACGAAUUGGACCGCGGCCGAUGAAUGCCGGAAAGAAGGGAAGCAGAGGAAGGGGAGGAAACUUCGAGAGUCGGCGAACAGGUGUUUGGAAUACCAGAGGAGGUGGAAGUGUGACUGGAACGGGGCAACAUGGGAGCUUGAUGGGACAUUAAAGGAUCAAUUGAGCCAAUCGAGCUCGUGGAGUGAUGCAGGGAACCAUCUGGAAGUGCUGAAGGCUCUUUCUCAGGCUCUGAGGAAAACUGAGGAGUCUUAUUUGGACAUCGCCGAUAAAAUGGUCUCAGAGAAUCCCGAGCUGGCACUCAUGGGCUCAUGUGUUCUAGUGAUGUUGAUGAAGGGAGAGGAUGUGUAUCUGAUGAACGUCGGCGACAGCCGAGCAAUUUUGGCACGGAAGGCAGAGCCGGAUGCGCGGAGUUUGACGGGGAAGUUGAGGCAGGAUUUGGAAUGGACCAAUGAGGAGACAUUGGAUGUCCUUGAAGCUUAUGACAUAGGGGAUCCAAUGGAUGGAUUGCCAACUCUGGCUGCCCUGCAACUUACCUUGGAUCACAGCACUUGUGUCGAAGAGGAAGUUCGUAGAAUACGGAAUGAACACCCUGAUGAUGCUUCUGCCAUUGCGAAUGAUCGUGUGAAGGGUUCAUUGAAGGUCACACGAGCAUUUGGGGCCGGCUUUUUGAAACAGCCCAAAUGGAACAAUGCACUUCUGGAGAUGUUCAGAAUUGAUUAUGUUGGAACCUCUCCAUACAUCUCAUGCAACCCUUCCCUUUAUCACCAUAAACUGAACCCAAAGGAUAGAUUUUUGAUAUUAUCAUCCGAUGGGCUUUACCAAUAUUUCACUAAUGAAGAAGCAGUAGCUCAAGUUGAAAUGUUCAUUGCAAUGACACCGGAAGGCGAUCCUGCUCAACACCUUGUUGAGGAGGUCCUUCUCCGUGCAGCAAAGAAAGCUGGCAUGGACUUCCAUGAACUGCUGGAAAUUCCCCAAGGUGACCGUCGACGAUAUCAUGAUGAUGUUUCCAUCAUUGUCGUCUCUUUGGAAGGAAGAAUAUGGAGAUCCUGCAUGCAAAUAUAGAUACAGAUGCAAAAGAAUUGAUAGCGAUCCAUAGAAAAGUUAAGGGCUUUUCUGUUUUUCCCUGGUUGCCUUUGUACCAUAACAGAUCAGCUCUAGGGAAGUGUCAGUGCCCAUGUAUCAAGCAGUGGCAGGAAACGAAGGUACAAAGCUGCUUCAAGUCAAUUCAAACUGUUAAAAAGAAGAUGUAAUGUUCGAUCAGUGGUUCUCUCUGAAAGAUUCAUUAUUCAAUUAAUAAUUAAAUGUGUGACUCGUUAGUCCCCUUUCUCUGAAAGGGGAAGUGCGUGGAAGAUGAGUGUUCGAUGUCGACAUAUGUAGUUAAUUGGUGAGAGAUUCUUAAAUGAUCAAGUAAUUGAUGAUGCAUUUGUGUGACUGAACUCCAUCUAGCUCUGUGUGUCCAAGGAUCAUCUUCCCACUGUAAAAGCAGACCACCUUUUAUUUCCUUCUCCACUAGUAAGAAGCCACCUAUGAAUAACUGAAGCAAUAAUAUGUGAGCUCAUUAAACCAGAGACUGAAGGAGUUUAGAAUGGAUACUUUGGUAUUUUGCGCAAUUUGUGCACAUUAUGAUCAGUAUUCCUAGAAGUAAUAGUGGGGCUUGUAAGCUUCCACAAACCUACACCGUGAAUUGUAUAUCUUCCUGAGGACCAUUUCUUUUCCUUAGCUGAGGAAGUACUAAAAUCUGGGAACAUAUGCCCUUAGAUCUUGACUGCUUUCCCAUUUCUUUCUUCCUUCUUCAAAGAUCAUUUCUUAAAGAAAUCAACCAGCAAUUUUGUACCAUCAAAUUCCAGAUACGUUUUUAAGGUUAUCUAUCA